Messenger RNA from Oryza sativa Japonica Group (Japanese rice), 2053 nucleotides. NCBI's taxonomy places the organism in Eukaryota, Viridiplantae, Streptophyta, Magnoliopsida, Poales, Poaceae. The record is from RefSeq and is a predicted model, not a curated record.
AACAGAUACUGUAGAGAUCAGUGUGGAACGAUGGAAAUGCAGAACUACAGGAAAACUUUGAAACCAAGAAGAGAAGGAUUAAAGGGCGCCCGCUUCAAACGAGAAGCCUAUAAAUAUGAGCUGCUCUCUUUGUAACCGCAGCAAUCCAUCUCCUCAACGAAUCUUCCCACUUGCCCUCUUCUUCUUCUUCCCACCAUUCCCAAUCCCAUCCAAAAGUUUCCAGAAACUCCUCCUCCUCCCCCUCCCCCUCCCAUGGCCAACGCGAACAUGGCGUGGGCGGAGCUCCCCAAGGAAUGCCUCGCCGGCAUCCUCCGCUACCUCCCUUGCCUCCCUGACAAAGCCAUGUUCUCCGGUGUCUGCAGACGGUGGCGCAGCGUCGCUUCGGCGCACCUGACGCCUAUGCAACCGUGGCUGUUCAUGCCGUCCGCCACCGCGAUCUCCUUCUUCUGCGUCGCCUGCGAGCGCACCCACCACCACCAGAGCCCCCGCCUGCCGGACGAUGCCCGCGGCGCGCGCUUCUGCGGCACCUUCCUCGAGUGCUGGGUCGCCGCCGCCGAGAUCCCGUAUGAUGAGCCUCUGCCGUGGAAUCGUUUCCCCGCUCUGCUCAACCUCCGCACCGGCGAGCGCGUCCUCCUCCCGAGACACCUCCGCACCAACAACCCUGGUUCCACCGCCAUCAACCGCAUCCAAACCUUCGUCCUCUCCGAUUCCCCAUCCCAGACUUACCGGUACUGGGUCGCCGCCAUAGUGUCCGGCAAACCCAACCUCAUGUUCUGGAGCAACAACAUGAACGAAUGGGCGCCGCCGAUGCUGAAGUGGGACUCGGGGUUCAAGAUUUGGCAGAAGAUGCUACCCAAGGACCCGAUCGAGGACGUGAAAUACUUCUAUGGCGGCCCGCUCGGAGGGGGGUUCUAUGUUCUCAACAAUAAGGAGGACCUGCUGGUGUACACGCCCAAGGCCGACGACGAACACGGCGAGCUCACGAUGUCGUCCGUGAAGAAGUUCGAGGUCCGGAGGAAUCCCCGAUCGACCAUGCCGGGGCCAGGGGAGGUGCUCGGCCGCUACCUCGUGGAAUCCCAAGGGGAUCUGGCCAUGGUCGUCAGGUUCGUCUCCACGGAGAAGGCCACGGUGGCGUUUGACGUCUUCAAGCUGGAGCUGGAGCCGCUGUCCUGGAAGAAAAUCACCUUGGACGCCUUCACAGAUCGGAGGAUCUUCCUCGUGCGAGGCUUCUCCAUGGUCGUCGAGAUGAGGAACCCCUGCCUUCCCAGCAUCUACUUCCUGGAUGACUCCGCGAGGAUUGACGGAGCGGGGGCCUCGACCUCGCAGGCGCAGCAGGUCCAGGGGCCGUUCCCCUGCGGCGACACCGGCAGAUGCUGCGAGCAGGGAAUCGUCCGCUGCCUACCGCGAGAGCCGCCAUCGGACUCCUCGCCGUGGACUUGGUUCUACCUGCCCCAAAACGAUGGCCUUCGUGAAUGGUAUGAGAUGCACGUAUUCAAACAACAGGAAUAGCAGAGACUGCAUGUGCAUCAGGAUGGGUAGAAUUUUGUGCAGAUUGGUUCAGCAUUCUGUUAAUUCAGCUCUGGUAAUCCUUCUCAAUUUGGCGCAAUACGUUUGAGUACCAUGAAUCCUUGUUGCUAUUUUUUCCAUUGCUAUGAUGCCUGAUGCCUCUGGUGGGCUUCUAAUCGUUUUAACAUUCUACUUUUUUUGCGGGGAAGUUUUAACAUUCUACUGUGAGAAAGUUUCAUCUCUGCAUUUGCCUAAUGACUGAAUGAUGCAGGCUACAAUUCUCCUAAUUCACCUCAUGCAGUUGAUUAAUAAAUUUGGGCUGCUACGGUCAUAUUUGCAGUGCUAAAAUGAAACAUAGUUCAGCAGUUAUGGUGUGCUUAACAGGGAUGGAUGUGGUUUCUUACUUUUUUUAACAGUUUGUCAGAUACAAGAGAUGGUCAUUUUUAAUUCAGAUGGUUGUAAUUGAUAUUUGGCAUGUCUGUGUACAUGUGCACUAUCAGGAAUGGCAUUUUUGAGUACUUCAUUGAAGUUUUGAGAUUUCAAUUCA